Molecule: messenger RNA, 1127 nt
Organism: Esox lucius (northern pike)
Lineage: Eukaryota; Metazoa; Chordata; Actinopteri; Esociformes; Esocidae
Product: claudin-19-like
Exons: 4
Coding region: 409-873 (154 amino acids)
Biological process (GO): bicellular tight junction assembly; cell adhesion
Cellular component (GO): plasma membrane; bicellular tight junction
Molecular function (GO): structural molecule activity
Source: RefSeq, a predicted model, not a curated record
AACUACUGCCAGCUAAGAAGAUUGGAUAGCAAUAAAAAUCUUGGAUUGCCCUAAAUGCACCCUAUGUCUUAUAUGUAUUAGACAUAUAAGCCUGUUACAACCUCUGCCAAAGGGCUGAUGCAAAGGGGUAUGUACUUAAUUUACCGGAUGUGCUUCAGUAUGAUUGCUUUUGAAUGAGAAUAAAACAGUACUAGAUGAUUAUUAUUAUGUUCAACUCAAUAUAAUGAUACACAACAAAAAUAAGUUCUCAUUGACACGCAGUGUCUGACUAACAGCCAAAUGGCAACAGGCAAGGCCAACAAUGGUGUUAUUGGGAAUACUCAAGGACCAGACGUGCGAAGCAUGUGUCUUUAUGGUCCAAUACGUCUGACCAAGGCCCAUAGUCAUUAAUCCAUCGUUACAGGCUACAUGCAGGCAUCCCGGGCUCUGAUGAUUUCUUCUAUCCUGAUGGGGGCAUUUGGCAUCCUGGCUACUCUGGUGGGGAUGAAGUGCUCCAAAGUAGGAGGAGAGAAUUACAUCCUAAAGGGAAAGAUGUCUGGGAUGGGUGGAGUGUUCUACCUUCUACAGGGUAUGUGUACAAUGAUUGCUGUGUCAUGGUAUGCGGUCAACAUCACCCAGGAUUUUUUUAACCCGUUGAACCCAGUGAAUCCAAAGUUUGAUAUCGGAGAGGGCCUCUUCUUUGGCUGGGGCUCAGCUGCACUCGCUAUCUGUGCUGGUUCAUGCCUGAUAUGUGCAUGCAGAUUCAAGUCCAGUGAGAAGAAACUGCCUUACCCAUACCAGUCUCCCACCAGAGGGACAGUUUAUUCUGCUGCACCAGGAUCUCAUCCCUCAGCACUCACCCACAGCCAAUAUGGGAGGAAUGCUUACAUCUGAAGUUAAAAUGGGAAUAAUUAAGGUUACUCUAAUUCAAAAUGACAAUUGUGCUUUAGCAUAGAGAAAAUGCCACACAUAACAUAUAUAAUUUCCCUUUGAGAAAAAGCCUGUUUCAAGAUUCAACUGGACUGUAUCUCAAACCUCAAACCCACCAUAACUCCUUCUAACCAGGAAAGACCUACCUUCUGGACAAACAAAUUACCAACAACCAGCUUUUUUAAACCAUCUAUUCCUCAGUUGGCAUUCAUAAACAU